This is a messenger RNA of Glarea lozoyensis ATCC 20868, 519 nucleotides long. Its product is annotated as Nucleic acid-binding protein. Bases 1 to 519 code for a protein of 172 amino acids. Gene Ontology annotation, molecular function: structural constituent of ribosome. Lineage: Eukaryota; Fungi; Ascomycota; Leotiomycetes; Helotiales; Helotiaceae. Gene Ontology annotation, biological process: translation. Gene Ontology annotation, cellular component: ribosome; small ribosomal subunit. The transcript is spliced from 3 exons. The record is from RefSeq and is a predicted model, not a curated record.
AUGGCGACCUCAUUAUUGCGCAGCUUGCUGACACCGGCGCUGCGUAUGCCUGCUGUAUCGACGGCAAAAGCUUCUACAUCCUUAUCCCAAACUCUGCGAAGAAAUUUCUCUGCGACGCCUACGCCAUUUGCUACAUACAACCAAGUUGCAAAGGGAUGUCGUUCUGCACAACGAGCACGUAAAGCUGUUUCGCCAGCGCUGCGAGAUGUCAAUGCCCCCGCGUUAAAAGGAGUCUGUCUAAAAGUCGGAAUCACAACACCAAAGAAGCCCAAUUCGGGACAGAGGAAAACUGCGAGAGUACGCUUGAGCACGGGUAGAGUGGUUACGUGUUAUAUACCAGGCGAAGGACACAAUGUGCAGCAGCAUUCGGUCGUGUUAUGUAGAGGUGGGAGAUCACAGGAUUGUCCCGGUGUGAGAUAUCAUUUGGUCAGAGGUGCUAUGGAUUUGGGAGGUGUUGGAAACAGAGUUACGAGUCGAUCAAAAUACGGAACCAAGAAGCCUAAGAAGGCUGCUGCGUAA